Molecule: messenger RNA, 963 nt
Organism: Saccostrea echinata
Lineage: Eukaryota; Metazoa; Mollusca; Bivalvia; Ostreida; Ostreidae
Exons: 2
Coding region: 242-838 (198 amino acids)
Source: RefSeq, a predicted model, not a curated record
GCCAUCAUAAUAAUAUGACUCAAUGAUCUUUAUUAGUAUUUAUAUUUAUGUCUGUAAUUCCUAGGGACUGAAAGAGCCGGAUAAAGUGUACAAUAAUAACACAAAAGCGAAAGUAAAAGUCCUUCCCACCAAUACACCAUUAGCAGCAAACAAUCGACCAGAUGAUUGCAUCGAAGAACAUUUGUCCUCUAAACAUGAAACGGUGACACAAAAAUUACAAUAUCAAGAACAUAGCAUUGAGAUGUCAUCAGAUUACAUUGAACCAUCUGAGAACAUUGACGAUUCAGACUUCGUCGAAUAUGAGGAAAGUGAAAUCAUUGAAAAAUCAUCACAAACGAUAACUGUAGAUAGUGAAGCUGUACGAGAUAGUGAUUCUGUGAAUGUUGACAUAGAUGAUGUCGUCAGCUCUCCAAAUGAUGAUGAAAGCAUAAAGAAAGGAACAAAUAUUCAAGGAGAAAAUUCCAUCAAACAAGUAAAUCAGAAUGCUUCAGUUUUAUCGAGAGGCAUGUUACAGAGUCAAUCUAAUGUAACGGAAACCAAUGAAACUUUAAGUUCUUCACAUUUACAGAGAGGGACUUCUUUACCCCCUUACCCGACACCUCCCUAUCCACUCGUGGAUUCUAUCACCGCCCCUCAUUCGGCUUCAGUAGGACCUAUGUUGAACUUUCAGCCUCGCAUUGGCUUUGAAGGUUUUGUUAAGCAUCCUCAUAUGGACUACACCAGGAGUUCGUCUUUGUACAGUACCAGUCAAAACCACCCAUCACAUUACAUGAUUGAACCUAAAAUGCCGAUGCCUAAUCCAGAAUAUUCCGUCUCAAAUUUAAAUACAGAUUCAUAACAUUCAUUCUGAGAGAAAAAGAGGAGAAUUUUAGAGAUUGACAAGAAUGGAUGAAUGUUCAGUGUUUUUUUUUUUAGCAAUUGCAUUAAUCUUUGAUCCUGUGACUGGUAAAAUGGGAGUCAGAA